Auanema sp. JU1783 is the source of this 1218-nucleotide messenger RNA. The record is from the annotation of a GenBank genome assembly. NCBI's taxonomy places the organism in Eukaryota, Metazoa, Nematoda, Chromadorea, Rhabditida, Rhabditidae.
AUGUCGUCUGAGGCUGUAGACACCAAGCUAGAAAAUAUGUCCGUCGAAAACGUUGAAGACAUCGUCACUCCUUGGACUGUAGAAUCUAGUUCCGCUAAAGGAAUCGAUUAUGAUAAGUUAAUCGCCAGGUUUGGUUGUCGUAAAAUUGACAAUGAGCUUAUUGAACGAUUUGAGAGGAUCACGGGACAUAAAGCUCAUCCUAUGCUCCGACGAGGAUUGUUUUUCGCGCAUAGAGAGUUAAACGAAAUAUUGAAUAGAAAAGAGCAGGGUAAACCUUUCUUCCUCUAUACAGGACGAGGAGCAUCCGCAGGAAGCUUGCACAUGGGACAUCUUGUUCCAUUUAUUUUCACGAAAUAUCUUCAAGAGGUUUUCGAUGUUCCCCUCAUCAUCCAGCUUACUGAUGACGAGAAAUUCUUGUGGAAGAAUUUAAAGAUAGACGAAUGCAAGAAAAUGGCUAUUGAAAAUAUCAAGGAUAUUAUUGCUGUUGGAUUUGAUCUCGAUAAAACAUUCGUCUUUACGAACUUAACUUAUAUGUGCCCCCCUUUCUAUGAGAAUGUUUGUAAAAUCUGGAAGCUUGUUAAUUAUAAUCAAGCUCAAAACAUUUUCGGAUUCUCUUCUGAAGAUCCAAUCGGAAAAAGUGCGUUCCCAGCCAUUGAAGCUGCACCAUGCUUUGCUUCUUCUUUCCCUCAUAUAUUCGGAACCAAAAUAGAUAUUCCUUGUUUGAUUCCAUGCGCCAUAGAUCAGGAUCCUUAUUUCCGUAUGUGCCGUGAUGUAGCACCUAGAUUGAAAUAUUGCAAACCUACUCUUAUACUCUCGACCUUCUUACCAGCCUUACAAGGCUCUCAGACAAAAAUGUCUUCUAGUGAUCCGAACUCUGUUCUUUCUUUAUCAGAUACUCCUAAACAGAUUAAAAGCAAGAUCAAUAAGUAUGCUUUCUCCGGUGGACAAACUACCAUUGAAGAGCACCGAUUGAAAGGCGGUGAUUGUGAUAUUGAUGUCAGCUAUCAGUUCUUGAAGUAUUUCAUGGAGUCGGACGAGGAGUUACAAAACAUUCGCGAAAAGUACACCAAGGGAGAACUUUUGAGUGGCGAAAUGAAAGCCCUCGCGGUCGAACAGGUAACCCAAGUUAUCGUUCCUAUCCAAGAACGCCGGAAGAAGAUCACAGACGAGUUGGUAGCGGAAUACAUGAAAGUUCGACCACUCAAAUACACCUUUUAA